AUGUUGAACCAACAAAAUCGAGAUAAUAAAGACCACAAGGAAGACAACCAAAAAGAUCACGAUAAGCAGGAUCACGAGAAGCAAAAGGAGAAAACGAAAGAGGAAGAAGAGAAAGAGUUUCGAGAAGAGCUUAAGAAGCGUUUGAAGGAGAAGAACCCAAACUUGGACUUGAAUAAUUUGAAUUUCUAUAACAUUGAUCGUGGCACCAUCAAUAAAGUCCUCGGGGGGUUAUUACUUGGAGGAAUACUUAUUGCCAUGCUCGCCUCCAACUCUUCACCCGACCAUGAAAAUGAGUUAUCCUUCCAAGACUUCAAAACCAAAUACUUCAUGAAAGGUUUGGUGACCAAAAUAACUGUAGUCAACAGAUAUUUGGUAAAAGCCGAUUUAAUUCAAGGUGCUGUACUGGACCAAACCUAUCAAGCUUAUAAUGGCAAACCUGCGAUAUAUUUCGCCAUUGGAUCCGUGGAUUUCUUCGAGAAGGAGAUCAAUGAAAUUCAGAAUAACUUGGGAAUUCCUAUCAACGAAAGAAUCCCGAUUUCAUUUAGCGAAAAGGAUGAUUGGAUGAAUUAUGUUUUGCCUAUCUUACCAACACUUCUAUUAAUUGGUGGUAUUUAUUACUUAACCUCUAGGAGACCAAAUUCUCCUGGUGGUGGCGGACCAAACAAUAUCUUUAAAAUAGGUAAAUCAAAAGCAAAAUUGUUCAAUCAAGAGAAUGACGUUAAAAUUAGAUUUAAAGAUGUUGCUGGUUGUGAAGAAUCAAAGGAAGAAAUCAUGGAAUUUGUCAAGUUCUUACAAAACCCAACUAAGUACGAAAAGUUGGGGGCUAAGAUCCCUAGAGGUGCAAUUUUAUCUGGUCCCCCCGGUACAGGUAAAACUUUAUUAGCCAAAGCAACGGCCGGUGAAGCAAACGUCCCCUUCUUAUCUGUUUCCGGUUCGGAGUUCGUUGAAAUGUUUGUUGGUAUUGGUGCCUCCAGAGUUCGUGACUUAUUUAAAACCGCAAGAGAAAUGGCUCCAUCGAUUAUUUUUGUUGAUGAAAUUGAUGCCAUUGGAAGAGAGAGAGGAAAUGGCAGAAUGGGAAAUGACGAAAAAGAGAACACAUUGAAUCAAUUAUUGGUCGAAAUGGAUGGAUUUGAAUCCUCUGACCAUGUUGUUGUUUUAGCAGGUACUAACAGAGUUGACAUAUUAGAUAAGGCAUUAUUAAGACCCGGAAGAUUUGACAGACACAUCUCUAUUGAUAUUCCCGACAUCGAAGGAAGAAAAGAGAUUUUCAAAGUGCAUUUGUCUAAAUUAACUUUGAAAUGUGAUGAGGAUAUCAAGGCUACCAAACAAGAUGUUGAUUUCAACAAGUACCAACAGUUAAAAUCUGAGGCUAUUGAAAAUUUAGCUGGAAGAUUAGGUGCGUUGACACCCGGAUUUUCCGGUGCUGAUAUCGCCAACUGUUGUAACGAAGGUGCUUUGAUUGCUGCUAGAGAAGAUGCCACUUCAGUUGACGUUCCUCAUUUUGAACAGGCAAUUGAAAGAGUCAUAGCCGGAUUGGAAAAGAAAUCUAGAGUUUUGUCUUUGGAUGAAAAGAAAACCGUCGCUUACCAUGAGGCAGGUCAUGCUAUUUGUGGAUGGUUUUUGGAAUUUGCAGAUCCAUUGGUAAAGGUUUCGAUCAUCCCCAGAGGCCAAGGAGCUUUAGGAUAUGCCCAAUAUUUACCAAAGGAUCAAUACUUGUUGUCUAAAGAACAGUACUACCACAGAAUGAUUAUGACAUUAGGUGGAAGAGUCUCAGAAGAGUUGCACUUUGACACUGUAACUACGGGAGCCUCCGACGAUUUCAAGAAAGUCACUCAAAUGGCACAAUCAAUGAUCUUGAAGUUGGGUAUGUCAGACAAAAUUGGUAGCAUAUAUUAUGAUAAUGGAGAAGAUGCUGAAGGAUACAGAGUUCACAACAAUUAUUCGGAGAAAACUGCCCGAUUAAUCGAUACUGAAGUCAAAAGGUUUAUUGAUGAAGCUUACAUUGCCUGCAAGAAAUUGUUGACUGAAAAAAUCGAAUUAGUAGACAGUGUUGCCGAAGAAUUGUAUAAGAAGGAAGUCUUAACCAGAGAAGAUAUGAUCAGAUUGGUUGGCCCAAGACCUUUCCGGGAAAGGAACGAUGCUUUUGAUAAGUAUAUUAAAGGUACCGAUGCCUUCAAGCCACGUAAAAAAAUUGAAGACCAGGGUUCAGCUGCUCCCACCAGUUAA
This is a messenger RNA of Yamadazyma tenuis ATCC 10573, 2226 nucleotides long. It is a transcript of the gene AFG3, whose product is annotated as AAA family ATPase. Lineage: Eukaryota; Fungi; Ascomycota; Pichiomycetes; Serinales; Debaryomycetaceae. Gene Ontology annotation, biological process: mitochondrial protein processing. Gene Ontology annotation, cellular component: m-AAA complex; membrane. The record is from RefSeq and is a predicted model, not a curated record. Gene Ontology annotation, molecular function: ATP binding; zinc ion binding; metalloendopeptidase activity.